Molecule: messenger RNA, 1430 nt
Organism: Prunus dulcis (almond)
Lineage: Eukaryota; Viridiplantae; Streptophyta; Magnoliopsida; Rosales; Rosaceae
Product: zinc finger protein WIP2
Exons: 2
Coding region: 99-1163 (354 amino acids)
Biological process (GO): regulation of gene expression; anatomical structure development
Cellular component (GO): nucleus
Molecular function (GO): DNA-binding transcription factor activity
Source: RefSeq, a predicted model, not a curated record
UCUCUCUCUCUCUCUCUCUCUCUCUAUAAAAGCAAGGUCACCCAGCAAAACUAUUCCCUUCAUCUCACACAGUAUAGUAGUACCCUUUUUAAUUAACCAUGGCUGACUACCCCUACUCAUCAAAUUUCUUCCCAGGUCUCUUCAAAUUCAACCCUCUUUAUCAACGUCACCAUGAACAGCCUCCAAACCCUCCUCCUCCUCCUCCUCCUCAUCCUUAUGCCCACAACUUUUUCCUCAACCAGUCUCACUCUUUUUACUGCACCACCCAACAAACUGUUACCUCUAGGCCCCCUUCCCCUCCUCUCAGAGAAGCCCUCCCUCUCCUCAGCCGCUUAAGCCCAACAAACCAACAACAGCAACAUCAUCUCCUUCAUGAAAAUCAACAAGAUCAUCAUCAGUAUAAAGAUCAAGAUGAGGAAGAAGAAGAUGAUGAUGAUGAGAGUGUGACUGUUGCACUUCAUAUAGGGUUGCCUAGCCCUAGUGCUGCUGAGAUGGCCUCUGUGCUGUCUGCUGCUGCAGUUGCUUCUUCCUCCUCAGAGAUUAGUACUCAUCAUCAUGAAAAAUUAGAUCAUGGGGGAGAUAAUGAUUCUGCAGGGUACCCCAUGAGCUGCAGGCUCAACAAGGGUCAGUAUUGGAUCCCCACCCCUUCCCAGAUUCUCAUUGGUCCUACUCAGUUCUCUUGCCCUGUUUGCUACAAGACCUUCAACAGAUACAACAACAUGCAGAUGCAUAUGUGGGGGCAUGGAUCUCAGUAUAGAAAAGGGCCUGAAUCUCUGAGGGGCACUCAACCAACAGGCAUGCUUAGGCUUCCUUGCUAUUGUUGCACACCAGGUUGCAGGAACAACAUCGAUCACCCUAGAGCAAAGCCGCUAAAAGACUUCAGAACCCUUCAAACACAUUACAAGAGGAAGCAUGGAAUCAAGCCUUUCAUGUGUAGAAAAUGUGGCAAGGCAUUUGCAGUGAGGGGGGAUUGGAGAACCCAUGAGAAGAAUUGUGGGAAGCUUUGGUAUUGCAUUUGUGGCUCUGAUUUUAAGCACAAGAGGUCCCUUAAAGAUCAUAUCAAGGCCUUUGGGAAUGGGCAUGCAGCUUAUGGCAUUGAUGGCUUUGAAGAAGAAGAUGAUCCUGCUUCUGAAGUGGAGCAAGAUAAUGAGUCCAUGCAGUAAUUACUUACUUGGAAGAGAAUUAAGAAACAUUAAGUAUUGUUCAUUAAUAUCAUUAGCAUAUGAACUUAAUUAGAGGGGUAAUAUUUAUUGACAUAGCCAUGGCUUUCUGAGUAAGAAGUAUGUAAGCAUCAUUUUGCUUAGAGGCCACCUUUUUUCUUCUUCUUUUUUUGCUCUUAUUAUGUAGCUCUUCUCUCAGUUCUGUAAGAGGUUCCAAAACAAAUCCAUGUUGACCAAGUAAUUUAUGUCAACCCAUUGUUCAUCAGCUAA